Messenger RNA from Aureococcus anophagefferens, 1230 nucleotides. RefSeq lists its product as hypothetical. The annotation marks the transcript as partial. The transcript has a single exon. Lineage: Eukaryota; Pelagophyceae; Pelagomonadales; Pelagomonadaceae. The record is from RefSeq and is a predicted model, not a curated record.
AUGGGCCUCCACCGCGCGCUCGCCGCGCUCCUCGUCCUCGCCCUCGGCGCCGCGGCCUCCGAGGACUUCUCCCAGGUCGCCAAGCUCGUCGCGUCCGACGGCGCGGCGGGCGACGAAUUCGGUUGGUCCGUCGCCUCGAGCGGCGACUUCGUCGUCGUCGGCGCAUAUCUCGACGACGACGCCGGCACCUCUUCGGGCUCGGCCUACGUGUUCCGCACCGUCGACGGCGUCACGGAGCAGAUCGCGAAGCUCGUCUCCUCGGACGCCGCGGCGCAAGACCAGUUCGGCGCCUCCGUCGCCAUCCACAACGACAUCAUCGUCGUCGGCGCGAAUCACGACGACGACGCCGGCUACGAUUCGGGCUCGGCCUACAUCUUCAAGACAUCCGACGGCGGCGCGACCUGGCCCCAGGUCGCCAAGCUCGUCGCGUCCGACGGCGCGGCGGGCGACGAAUUCGGUUGGUCCAUCGCCUCGAGCGGCGACUUCGUCGUCGUCGGCGCGAAUCUCGACGACGACGCCGGCACCUCUUCGGGCUCGGCCUACGUGUUCCGCACCGUCGACGGCGUCACGGAGCAGAUCGCGAAGCUCGUCUCCUCGGACGCCGCGGCGCAAGACCAGUUCGGCGUCUCCGUCGCCAUCCACAACGACAUCAUCGUCGUCGGGGCGGCCUGGAACGACGACGCCGGCUCCAACUCGGGCUCGGCCUACAUCUUCAAGACAUCCGACGGCGGCGCGACCUGGCCCCAGGUGGCCAAGCUCGUGGCUGACGACGCCGAGGCGUACGACCUCUUCGGCUGGUCCGUCGCCGUCGAGGGCAACCUCGUCGUCGUCGGCGCAUUGCAGGACGACACCAACGCGGGCUCGGCGUACGCGUUCCGCACGACGGACGGCGGUGCGACCUGGACCCAAGCGGCCAAGCUCGCCCCAGGCUCGGCAGCCUAUCACUUCGGCACGAGUCUCUCCAUUAGUGGCAACACACUCGCCGUCGGCGCGUAUGAGGCCAACAGCUUCGCUGGCGGUGCUUACCUCUUCUCAACGACGGACAACGGCGCGAGCUGGACCCAAGACGCGUAUUUGCAGGCUAGCGAUUACGCGUCUGCCGACCGCUUCUAUGAAGCCCUCGUCCUCAGUGGCAACCGACUCGUCGUCGGGGCAACCUACGACAACGACAUGGGCGGCAACUCAGGUUCGGUCUACAUCUUCGAGGCCCCCCAGCCCGCGCCCAGCCCG